ACCAAAUCCAGACAAAAGUGGUUCUGUCUGAAUUCAUUCGCCAAGGGAAGGGAAGAGAGAGCGAGCGAGAGAGAUUCGAAAGGUCAGUGUGUGAGUUUUCGCAAAUAAUCUAAGGAUGAUUGAGUUUAGUAUCGGAGAGGAUCAAUCCGAUGAUUUAGUGUUUAAUGAUGUAAUCAAUCUUUAUGUGUGAGAAAGAGAUGUGGUUUGUGUGGUUUGCAGGAGGAGUGUGAGAGAGAUAGUAAGAGAGGGAGGGGGGGGGGAGAGAAGAGAGAGGUUUCGUGAGUGUGUGUUAAGAAGGUUUCAAAUCCAAUCCAGAUCUACCUCAUCUCGUUACUCAUCUGAUGGAAAGGAAGCUUGUGGUGUUGGGAAUCCCGUGGGAAAUUGAUUCAGAUGGGCUUAGGGAUUACAUGUCCAAAUUUGGAGAUUUGGAGGAUUGUAUCGUCAUGAAGGAUCGAUCAACCGGAAGAUCUCGUGGCUUUGGAUAUGUCACUUUUGCUUCUUCUCAAGAUGCUAAGGACGCUCUGAAAGGUGAACACUUUUUAGGGAACAGGAUCCUGGAAGUCAAAGUGGCUACCCCCAAGGAAGAGAUGAGACAGCCUGCAAAGAAGGUGACGAGGAUCUUUGUUGCUCGUAUCCCUCCUUCAGUUUCUGAAUCAGAUUUCCGAAGACAUUUUGAGAAAUAUGGGGAAAUCACAGAUUUAUACAUGCCUAAGGACCACAACUCCAAGCAACACCGAGGCAUUGGGUUUAUCACAUUUGCUACUUCCGAUUCAGUGGAGGAUCUGAUGGAAGACACACAUGAUCUGGGAGGCACAACAGUCGCUGUUGAUCGAGCAACACCAAAGGAGGAUGAUCCUCCUCCUAGGCCACCUCCAGCUGCUAGAAUGCAGCGCCCACCCGUGGCGGUUGCAGGUGGGUUUGGAGCUCCAGGUGGUUACGGAGCUUACGAUGCUUACAUCUCCGCUGCUACAAGAUACGCAGCUCUCGGUGCUCCUACUCUGUAUGACAACGCAGCCUCCUUCUAUGGAAGAGCUGAACCAACGAGGGGAAUAGGAAACAAGAUCUUCGUCGGACGCCUUCCUCAAGAAGCUUCCGUUGAUGAUCUCCGUGACUACUUCGGUAGAUUCGGCCGUAUCCAAGAUGCUUACAUUCCGAAGGAUCCAAAGAGAAGUGGACAUAGAGGUUUCGGAUUCGUGACCUUUGCUGAAAACGGCGUUGCGGAUCGUGUAGCCCGGAGGUCUCAUGAAAUCUGUGGGCAAGAGGUAGCGAUAGAUUCAGCAACGCCUCUUGAUGAAGCAGGACCUAUCGCUGGUGGAAGUUCAACGUUAAGUUCUUCUUCUUCUCGUCCUGAGUAUUUUGGUGGCUAUGGUGGAGGUCCAGUGCGUGCUUUUGGUCGAAUGUAUGGAGGAGCCAUGAGCUUGGACGAUUGGGGAUAUGGAGUGCCGAGCGCAAGACCAUCAAGAUCAGACUGGAGGUACCGGCCAUACUAAUAUGCCCACCAGACAAGACAUUAUCAUUAGCUCUUGCUUUGUCAUUUGUAUUAAGCUUCACUCAUCAGAUACAUUUAUCUAUUUUUACUUUGUUAUGGUGAACCUUCUUUGUGUUGGGAUGAGUUUAAAACAGAUAAAACCUUUACAAGAACA
Molecule: messenger RNA, 1643 nt
Organism: Brassica napus (rape)
Lineage: Eukaryota; Viridiplantae; Streptophyta; Magnoliopsida; Brassicales; Brassicaceae
Product: RNA-binding protein Musashi homolog 2
Exons: 11
Coding region: 342-1490 (382 amino acids)
Biological process (GO): regulation of gene expression
Cellular component (GO): nucleoplasm
Molecular function (GO): RNA binding
Source: RefSeq, a predicted model, not a curated record